Messenger RNA from Sinocyclocheilus grahami, 1164 nucleotides. RefSeq names its product endoplasmic reticulum metallopeptidase 1-like. The record is from RefSeq and is a predicted model, not a curated record. The coding region runs from base 208 to 546 and encodes 112 amino acids. Gene Ontology annotation, biological process: proteolysis. The transcript is spliced from 4 exons. Gene Ontology annotation, molecular function: metalloexopeptidase activity. NCBI's taxonomy places the organism in Eukaryota, Metazoa, Chordata, Actinopteri, Cypriniformes, Cyprinidae.
CGGACCGUCGGGAGCCCAGAGAACGAGAUCACCACAGUCAACUACCUGCUGGAUCAGAUCGAGCAGAUCCGGUCUGAGAGUGAAACCGGACCUCACUCCAUCACGGUGGACAUCCAGCGGCCCAGCGGCUGCUUCAGCAUCAGCUGCUACGACCGUGUGACCAACAUCGCCGUCAAACUCCAGCCAAAGACCAGCGCACAGCACUUCAUGCUCGCGAACUGCCACUUUGACUCUGUGGCCAACAGCCCCGGAGCCAUUGAUGAAGCCGUCGGCUGUUCAGUGAUGCUGGAGGUUUUACAUUCUCUAGUGAAUCUCUCCACGCCUCUCAAACACGGCGUCAUCUUCCUGUUCAACAGGGCCGAAGAGACCAUCCUGCAGGUCCGGAGAACCCGUGGCUGGUCCAGGCUUACGCCCGAGCCGCAGUACACCCGUUUGCCACAGUGGUUGGUCAGGAGAUUUUCCAGAGCAGACUCAUUCCUUCAGACACAGACUUCCGCAUCUUCAGGGACUUUGGGAAUAUUCCUGGAAUUGAUCUUGCGUUCAUAGAGAAUGGUUUCAUCUAUCACACUAAAUAUGACACUCCGGGGCGAAUCCACACCGACUCCAUCCAAAGAGCAGGUGAGACGUAUGAUUCCUGAUCAGCCUCAUAUGAAGACAUUAGGAAAUAAAACAUCUGCUUCAGAGAGAAUGAAGUUCUCAGCUGCUGCUCUGUUCAAGAUGCUCGAGAUACUGAACGAGAGAAAAUCAGACCUGAGACGAGCUGCACUCUCAUUAUACAUACAGCGAGAGUGUGUUUGUGUGAGUGUGUGUGUGUGUUAUUGCUCAGAUAAGACGUCUCACACUCAGAGCUUUUACCUGAUCAGCAGUCAGACGAACCAAAUCCAAGAUGGACGCUGUUUUAAGAGGAUCUUUAUGCAUAGAAAUACGUCUUAGGGCUAGAUUUACUUUUACUAAGCAGGGCAAAUGAGCGUGAGAGCGCUAUAAUGCCAUAAAAGAGCAGAUGUGAGUGUAAAUGUCUGCAGGUGAUUUACUGACAAUGAGCACAUUAAAGAACACAGACACAGAUCAUCUCCAUAAUGACCAGCGUAUUCUACCAAGGGCAGGGCAAAUUAACAUCUGCUUUAAGACAUGCGUUAAAUAAUGGCACAAAUACCAGUUAACUGA